UAAUAGCGGCAACAGCUGACCUGCAGAAAGGGAUCAUCAUGACAUUAUCCUCUCUCUCUCCCUCUCUCUCUCUCUCUCUCUCUCUUAGCACCAGCCCACAAAUCAGAGAGAGCUCUCUUUCCCUUUAUUAGCAUCAAGCCAUCAACCCCACACUCAUCAGAGAGAGAGAGAGAGAGAGAGAGAGAGAUGGUUGAAGGAGAAGGAGAUGGGAGUCCUCUAUUUGAGACCGAAGUUGCUGAGGGCAUCGGAAGGAUUUGGUACAAGUUACAUGCUCUCUCUGUGUUCGUGGGGAUUUGUGGGAUUUGGGCGUACAGAGCUCUGCAUAUCCCAAAUGCAGAGGAGGAGCAGGAGCAGGGCCAGGGGAGGUGGUGGGCAUGGAUUGGACUCUUUGGGGCCGAGCUCUGGUUCGGCCUCUAUUGGGUGCUCAAACAGGCCGUGCGCUGGAACCCUACCUAUCGCCGCACCUUCAAAGCAAGGCUCUCCCAGAGAUACAGAAACAACUUGCCCGGGGUGGACAUCUUUGUGUGCACAGCGGACCUAACAAUUGAGCCACCAAUCAUGGUUAUCAACACGGUGCUAUCGGUUUUGGCCUACGAUUAUCCAAAAGAUAAGCUAAGUGUGUAUCUCUCCGACGAUGGCGGAUCUGAGCUUACAUUCUAUGCCCUCUUAGAGGCAUCUCAUUUCGCAAGAACUUGGAUUCCUUUCUGCCAGAAGUUCAAUGUGGAAACUAGAUCCCCAGCGGCUUAUUUCAAAGAAUCACAUACAAGCCAAAAAGAUGUCACAGAAGCUGUUGAAUGGAUUGCAACAAAGAAUUUGUAUAAAGAAAUGGAGAACCGAAUAAAUCAAGUGACCAGAUUUGGUAGGCUCUCCAAUGACAUUCGCAAGCAACACAAGGGAUUCUGUGAGUGGAAUGUACCGUCAACUUCAUGCGACCACCAUGCUAUUGUCGAAAUACUAAUUGACGGAAGAGAUGAAAAUGCCACUGAUAAUGAAGGAGUCGUGUUGCCCACACUUGUGUACAUGGCCCGUGAGAAGAGACCUGAGCACCACCAUAAUUUCAAAGCUGGAGCUAUGAAUUCUUUACUAAGAGUUUCAUCUGAGAUAAGCAAUGGUGCGGUCAUUCUCAACAUGGAUUGCGACAUGUACUCAAACAAUUCCGAAACUAUAAAAGACGCAUUGUGUUUCUUCAUGGAUGAGGACAAGGGCCAUGAGUUUGCUUAUGUUCAGCUGCCGCAACGUUUCAAUAACAUCACCAAGAAUGACAUUUAUGCCAACUGCUUGAGAACUGAAUAUGAGGUGGAGUUUCAUGGAUUGGAUGGAUUUGGUGGGCCUCUAUAUGUGGGAUCUGGUUGUUUUCAUAGAAGAGAGAGUCUCUGUGGAAAGAAAUAUGAGUCUAAUAAAGCAGAGAUGAAAUAUAACAAAAGGAACACUAGAGCAGAUGCAUCAACUCUUGAAGAGAAAGCAAAGAGUCUCAUAACCUGUACUUUUGAGGACAACACUGAAUGGGGAAAGGAGGUGGGGCUGAAGUAUGGGUUCCCGGUAGAGGAUGUGAUCACUGGCUUGUCAAUCCAAUGCAGGGGGUGGAAAUCCAUCUACUUCAACCCCCCAAGGGUGGGCUUCUUAGGGGUUGCCCCUGUGACACUGGCACAAACCCUAGUUCAGCACAAAAGGUGGUCUGAGGGAAAUUUCCAGAUAUUCUUGUCCAAGUAUAACCCCUUACUCUAUGGGCACAAGAAAAUAAAGCUCGGGCUUCAACUUGGCUAUAACAUCUAUUUCCUUUGGGCCCCUUGCUCCUUCCCAACAAUUUAUUAUGCUAUCAUCCCCUCCUUCGCUCUCCUCCAUGCCAUCUCCUUAUUCCCCAGUGUUCACAGCAUUUGGUUUGCACCGUUUGCUUAUGUUAUUGGUGUAACAACUAUACAUAGCUUGUGGGAGUCCAAAAAGGUUGGAUAUACACUUAAAGGAUGGUGGAACGAGCGAAGAAUGUGGCUUUUCAAGAGAUUGGCUUCUUACCCAUUUGCUGCCACUGAUGCCUUCCUGAAGCUACUCGACGUGAAGAAAUUGGCAUUUAUUGUCACCGCUAAGGUGGCCGACGAGGAGGUCUCAAAGCGGUACGAGAAAGAAGUCAUGGAGUUCGGAUCGGCGUCUCUCAUGUUCAUCAUUCUAUCAGCGCAUGCAGUGUUUUGCCUGCUUUGCCUUCUAGGGGGAGUUAAGAAGUUGGUGUUGGAUGGAACUGGAGAGAUGAGUUCCAUGUUGGUGCAACUUACAGUAACUGGGGCUAUCACCCUAAUAAACAUGCCCAUCUAUCAAGCCAUGUUUUUAAGGGUUGAUGGUGGAUGCAUGCCGAUAUCCGUCACUAUUAUAUCGGUCGGAUUGGCAAUGCUAGCUUGUAUAAUAGGAACAAAGUAGUAAUUCCUGUACAUAAGAAUAAGGUUUAAAGUGCCGUGACACAGAAGCGUGCCACUGUUUGCCAGGCACGGUACGGCACCAACACGUUUUCGUACCGACACAUAGUACGCUUGCGUGCAAAUGGAUACGCAUGAUCCCCUAGCACGUUUUGGCACGAACUUAUUUUAAUUUUUUUUUUAUUUCAA
Molecule: messenger RNA, 2591 nt
Organism: Ananas comosus (pineapple)
Lineage: Eukaryota; Viridiplantae; Streptophyta; Magnoliopsida; Poales; Bromeliaceae
Product: cellulose synthase-like protein E6
Exons: 8
Coding region: 187-2406 (739 amino acids)
Biological process (GO): plant-type primary cell wall biogenesis; cellulose biosynthetic process
Cellular component (GO): plasma membrane; trans-Golgi network
Molecular function (GO): mannan synthase activity; cellulose synthase (UDP-forming) activity
Source: RefSeq, a predicted model, not a curated record